AUGUCAUUCAUGAGUGGCUCUGGGUCGGGUGUCACGAUGGCUUUUGUGAACCUGGAUAUCAAAUGGGCCGAAGAGAACGGCAAACAUGGCACGACGGCCCUCGCUCGAAGCUGGUCGAGCCUUUUAGAAAAUGGAGGAGUGAAGGUGCAAGUCUAUGACACAGACCCUGGCAGCAUCCUCAUCGUGAAUCAGAACCCGAUGAACAAUCUGAAGAUCAAAGAGUUUGUCAUGGCACAGCCUCAUGUGGACUACUAUGAGCUGAACCAGCGCCGCUCCUACCCUGACGGGCGGACGGCUCCGAUUGUGCCCGACGCCGAGCGCAAGGAGCGCAUCGCCCAGAUCCCCGGGCGGCUUGGCGACCGGCGGCCGGAGCCGGUGCGGAAGCCGGCGCCAACGGCCAAGACAGGCGAGACGGUGGAGCGAUGGGAGAGACCUGGUGACGGUGUUUUGGAGGGCUGGUGGAAAUCCUCUUUCCUCUUGCUUGCGCAGGUGGAGCAGUUGGAGCUCCGAGUGCAAGAGCUGCAGGCCGAGCUUUUGGCUUCGCGCACGGAACGCUCGGAGGAGCUACAGGAGCUCCACGCCAUCGUGGACGCCCAGGAGGCUGCCCUCACUGAGCAGCGCCGCAUCAUCGAAAGCCAGAGUGCCUUGAUCGAGGAUUUGCAUGAGCACCUCAGUGGAGCGGUGCCCGAGCCGCCUGCGGAGCCGGAGGAAGGCGAGGCACCGCUGCCGCCGCCGCCGAGGAGGAGUCGGGGUGAGAGUGGGCCGAGCACAGGCUCUGGCGCUCGUCCGAAGCGGAGCUCCCACCCAAGCACCGCUUCCGGCUAUGGAAAGACGGUGGAGUCUUCUCGCGAGCAGCGCGAGCAGCGCGAGCAGCGCGAGCGUGAGCCGCCUCGGGGCUCAGGCAGCAUGAGCACGCCGGGUCUUCGAAGUGGGAAGCUGGAGGUCCGCAAGGAGAAGAGCGAGCCCAAUUCCAGGACUGACCGAAGAUCUGGUGCGGGCUGCAGCAGCGCUGGUGGCUUGGGCAUCAAAGGCCCUUCCCCUCGGAUGACACCUCGCAGCGCGAGUGCCUCCGAUCGAAGAUCUGCAGGCGGAGGUGGAGCUGGUCAAAGCGGUGCGUCUAUGGCCGGGCUUCCACCCUCGUUGCCAUUGCUGAGGCAAGAAGCCUAG
Messenger RNA from Durusdinium trenchii, 1167 nucleotides. NCBI's taxonomy places the organism in Eukaryota, Dinophyceae, Suessiales, Symbiodiniaceae. The record is from the annotation of a GenBank genome assembly.